GAUGGAGUCCUCAUAAAACCAGACUUAGCUGCAGAGAAGGUUUUCAUUGUGGGUAUUUCAGAAGAUAUUAGGGGGAUUGAGCCAAUAUUCAGACAACUGGUAGAAGAAACCGCUAGACAACUGAGCACAGUGGAAAAUGAGGUGCCUCUUGAACCCGAAGCUUAUAAAUUAAUGUUGACACAUGGUCUGGAGAGAAGCAUCCUAGAAGAUUGUCCACAUGUGAAGAUUAGCUAUGAUGUAACUUCUAAGGCAGUCAAACUCUGUGGGCCAAAACAUGAAGUUCUCACUGCCAAAUGUGAAAUUCUCAAUACUAGACAAAGCUUGAAGUUCAAUUGCAUUCAACUUGAUCCACACAUCAUCAAGUUUCUGAAGGCAGCGGACAAUGAAGACUUGUCAUGUAGUCUUCUUAUAAAAAACAACAUAAAAGCAGCUUUUCAGUUGAAAGAUAAUGCAGUCAUGUUAACUGGUUACUCCGAUAAAGAUCUGAGAAAUGGUGAAGAAACCAUGAAGAAGGAAUUAGUCUGUAAGCGGAUUUCUGUUGAAGAUAAAAGUGUCACUCAGAGUCUGGAGUGGAGAAAUCUGAAGAGUUUACUACAGGAGAUGUUUAAUAUUGAUGGAAUGAAGGUUUCCAUAGAGGAGUUCCCUGUGAGGGAUGGAACUGAGGUUGUGAUCACUGGUCUAUCCUCAGCUGCCGAAGAAACCUACCAGCAGAUCCAUAACUUUGUGGGGAAGAACACUUUGGUGGAGAAGGACAUCAAGCUGAAGUCAAUGGCGGUGUUGCAGUUUAUGGAGGAAAAAAGAAGGCAGGAAUGGAAUGAAAUUAUACGGAAUGUGAAGGUUGUGAAGAAACAGAACUUCAUCUCCUUGUCUGGCCCAAAGUUCUAUGUAGAGGAGGCAGAAACCAACAUAAGAAAAAUUAUUUCCAAAAUGUAUUCUGACACCUUAGACAUUGAUAAACCCGGGGUCAAAAAAAUCUUUAUUGAAAAUGAAGAUAUGUAUGUUACUACAGUAUGGAACAAUCACAAAUGUGUGAUACAACUACAGAAGGAGGUCGAUGACAGAAGUUCCAAUGUAAAUGAGCUCCAUUGCCAAGUCAGCCUCCAGAAUGGAGCCACAAUGGUUAUAUAUAAAGGUGAUCUGUGCCAACACAAUGCUGAUGUCAUCAUAAUUGCCUCAAAUAAGAAUUUAAAGCCAAUUGGGGAACCAGCACUGGCUUUGGUGAAAGCAGCAGGACCCAGUCUUCAGAAAGAAUGUGAACGCAUUGUGCAGGAGGAAUGGGGGCUGGGGCCGGGAGAGUGUGUCAUAACAGAUGUGAGCAAUUUAUCAUGUAAGAAGGUAAUUCAUGCAAUUGCUCCCAAACUGGAUAAAAAAGGAAAUUCAAAAUGUGAGCGUCUUCUACGGAAAGUGAUAAAUGAGAGCUUGGUGAUGGCUGCAGAGAAUGGUCAAAGCUCUGCUGCACUUUCUGUUGGUGACUUUGUUACUUUCGGGUGUCCUUUGGAUCUGUGUGCCGAAAACAUUGUAAAAUCCAUAAAAUCAUACACAGAAAGCCAAGAAGGCUUCAACACCAUCAAAAACAUCCAUCUCGUGGACAGUGAUGAAGGCAUUCUACAGACUAUCACUAAAUUUGUGAAUGAAGAGUUUGAAGGAAGACAAGUCCAGGUUCCUUGGAAACAAGGCAAGAAAAAGAAGAAGAGAGUAGAAAUGAUGAACAAAGCCAACGAUCAAAUAGUGACCACCAAGGAAGGGUUGAACAUCAAUAUAAAGCAAGGAAAUAUUGAAAAUGCAACGACCAAAGUAGUUGUGAACAGUGUGGGGAGGGACCUCGACCUUCUUUCUGGAGCUGUGUCCAAGGCUUUGUUCAAGAAGGCCGGAAACAAGGACCUUCAGGAUCUUCUGAAUGUAGAGAAACGGGGGCGGUCGGUGGCAGACGGCUCCAUAUUUGUUACCGAUGGCUGUAAACUGUCCUGUGAAUUGGUUAUCCAUGUUGUGGUUCCAGAGUGGAAUGGUGCAAAUGGCUCUUCUGAGAAGAUUAUGAGAAAAAUAGUAAAUGAUUGUCUGAGCAUCACAGAAACCAAACAAUGCAGAUCCAUCACAAUCCCAGCAAUUGGAACUGGAGUACAAGAAUUUCCCAGGAAUACUGUGGCUGCGUUAAUGUUUGAGGAGAUUCUGGAGUUUAGCAGCAGAAAUCAGCUCCAGUAUCUGAGACAAGUGAAUUUCAUGCUGCACCCGAGUGACCCGGAAACUAUAGAGGCUUUCUCCUCUGAGCUGGAGAAGAAGAUCAGCGCUGGAGGACAGAAGAAAGAAGAAAAACCACAAUCUUUCUUUGGGAAUGUGAAAAGCCCGGCACAGGAUGUCUAUGAAAUGAGGAUUGGAUCCCUGACCUACCAGGUGAAAGCUGGAGAUAUAACAAAGGAAAAGUGUGACGUCAUUGUCAACUCCACCAAUAACACGUUCAACCUCAACACAGGAGUUUCCAAAGCCAUCCUGGAAGGAGCGGGGCCCCAGAUAGAACGUGAAUGUGCCAGGCUCGGAACCAAACGCAACAACGGGUACGCGGUCACACAAGGAGGAAACCUCCACUGUAAGAGUAUAAUACAUAUUUCCGGUCAAUGUCAAGCAGAUCUAGUAGGGCAGUGCAUAAAGGAAGCCCUGCACAUGUGUGAGAGACAACGAGCGACCUCAGUGGCCUUCCCGGCCAUGGGGACAGGUGCCGGCGGGGUGUCUUCUGCAGAAGUGGCAGAUGCAAUUUUAGACGCCGUGGUGGAUUUUGUCAAAUCUAAAUCAGCCGUGACCGUCCAACACGUGACGAUGGUAAUAUUCCAGCAAACCAUGUUAAAAGAUUUCCAUGACAGUAUGAAGAAAAAAAAGAAGGAGACACCAGCUGCAGCCAAACAACAGUCCUGGUUUUCUUUGACCAGAAUCACAUCAGCUUUGUUUAGUAGAUUCCAAUCCAACAAAAAUGACAGUAAAGAAGAGGAAGAAGAGGAAGAAGAAGAACCCAAAGUUUUUGAGCUGAGAGAAAACAUCGAGCCGGCCAUUUUCCACCUGUGUGCAGAAAGCCCCGAAUCUGUGAAAGCGGCCUCAGACUGGCUCCAAGACCUCAUAACAAAGGAUCAGCAUAAUAUUACUAUCACAGAUAACUGGAUACAGGACUUAGAUGAUAAGGACCAUGGUGACCUGGCUCAGCUUCAAAGAGUCAACGGAGUUCAUAUUUCUUUUGACGCACCACAGUCCACCAUUAAGGUGACAGGUCGCACCAAGGAUGUCCUGGAGGUCAGUAGUAAAAUCCAUGAGAUGAUAAAGGGUGUGCGAGAUAAGAAGACGCAAGAACGAGAGGCGGAGCUGUGCAGUAACGUGGUGGAGUGGGGAUAUUACCAAGGCACCAACUUUAUUCCCUUCAACAAAAUGACAAACCUAAAGCUGGAAACGGCUUAUAUUCACAAGAGUGCUGUGGAUAUUGAGAUCGCCGGUGUAAAACACAAGGCAAUUACAGAGCGAGAAAAAGCAAACGAUACCAGAGGAAACACAAUUAAGCUUCGACGGAAUCUGAAAAAUGCCGCGCCCCUCGUAAUCCCUCCACAUUGGGAUGCCAUGGAAAACAUCCAGCUGAAGGAGGUACCUCUGAACAGCAGCAGCCCGGACUACUCAGAGGUGGAGGGACUCUUUACACAAUCGUGUCAAAUGAGAAUCAUUAAGAUUGAGAGAAUACAGAACCAACAUUUGUAUCAGAAUUACCAAAUUAAGAAGAGCAGCAUCGAUACCAAGAACGGUACCACGACCAAUGAGAAGAGACUCUUCCAUGGCACCGAGGGCGGGACAACCGAUAAUAUAAAUCGUAAUGGGUUCAACAGAGCCUUCGCUGGGAGGAAUGCUGCGUUGUUGGGAAGAGGGACGUAUUUUGCUGUUGAUGCCAUUUACUCUUCGGAUGACACGUACUCCAAACCGGAUACAAAUGGAUACAAAUACAUGUACCUGGCCCGUGUCCUCACCGGUGUGUACUGUGCUGGGAAUAGAGCAAUGAUCGCCCCUCCAGCCAAGAGCCCAUCGAACCCCACCGACCUGUAUGACAGCGUCACAGACCGCGUAUCAGGACCCUCGGUGUUCGUGAUAUUUAAUGACAUCCAGGCCUAUCCGGAAUACCUCAUCACCUUCACCAAGUGA
Messenger RNA from Staurois parvus, 4161 nucleotides. NCBI's taxonomy places the organism in Eukaryota, Metazoa, Chordata, Amphibia, Anura, Ranidae. The record is from the annotation of a GenBank genome assembly.